This is a messenger RNA of Anolis carolinensis (green anole), 1458 nucleotides long. It is a transcript of the gene cldn16, whose product is annotated as claudin 16. The record is from RefSeq and is a predicted model, not a curated record. The coding region runs from base 237 to 944 and encodes 235 amino acids. NCBI's taxonomy places the organism in Eukaryota, Metazoa, Chordata, Lepidosauria, Squamata, Anolidae. The transcript is spliced from 5 exons. Gene Ontology annotation, molecular function: structural molecule activity. Gene Ontology annotation, cellular component: plasma membrane; bicellular tight junction. Gene Ontology annotation, biological process: cell adhesion; bicellular tight junction assembly.
GUGGGAAUUUAUUAAAAAUUGCUGAGGUUUUGCAAACUGAUUCAGGGAUCAGUUGCCUCAUUGGUGGAGUGUGUGUGUGUGUGUGUGUGUGUGUAUGUCCUUCUCAGUUCAGUCUACAGAGCGGGUGUUCCUUCCUGUGGAUCAUUAGCCAAAGGCCGCCAGAAGUUCCCAAGGUGAGCAGAGGGCUGUUCUCUUCCAUCCAUAGGAACCCGAUUGUGAAGACCUUGGAAGCAGUCAUGAAGCUCCUUCUCCAGUACCUGGGCUGCCUGGUGGCCUUCUUCUCUGCCGGGUUCCUGAUCGCGGCCACUUGGACGGACUGCUGGAUGGUCAACACCGACGACUCCUUGGAGCUGAGCGCAACGUGCCGCGGCCUGUGGUGGGAAUGCGUCACCAACGCCUUUGAUGGGAUCACAACCUGCGACGAAUAUGACUCCAUCUUGGCUGAACAUCCAGUGAAACUGGUCCUCACCAGAGCCAUGCUGAUCAUGGCCGAUAUCUUGGCUGGUUUCGGGUUCACCUUCCUCCUCCUGGGCCUUGACUGCGUGAAAUUCCUCAUGGACGAACCGGGCAUCAAGGCCCGCAUCUGCUUCAUUUCUGGACUGGCUCUCUUAACUGGAGGGGUCCCUGGGCUCAUUGGCUCUGUCUGGUACGCUAUUGGGGUCUAUGUGGAGCGCUCGACCCUGGUUUUGCACAAUGUCUUUGUGGGCAUCCAGUACAAGUUCGGCUGGUCCUGCUGGCUGGGUCUCAGCGGGUCCCUUGGGUGCUUCUUGUCGGGGGCGUUCUUGACCUGCUGCAUGUACCUCUUCAGAGAUGUGGGCUCCAGCAGGUACCUCUCUUCCAGCGCCUUCCGGAAGGCUUAUUCCGCUCCCGCGAUGUCCGGCCUCUACCAUCCCUCCUCCCAGACGGCGACGGCCAAAAUGUACGCCAUGGACACUCGGGUGUGAGGCACCCUUGGCUUCCUAUGCUGCCAAUAAUAGGACUCAGAUGUGGCAACUCAUCACAAGAAAACAUCCUGACUAUUGCUUCCGUUGCCAGGUUUCUUUCUUCCAUUAGAAAUCAUGGCUCCAGCAAACGCAGUAUCUGAUGCAGGAGAGAAGUGGGUUUAAUUUUGGAGGCAAUCCCUAAAAAUGUAGUAAAUCCCAAGGAACCAGCGGGUGGUAUGUUUCUCUAGAGGAGAGAGGCAGCCUCAAGUUGUGUUCAUUGUUUUAUGAUUUGCACAUUCCUUUUCUGAUGGAAUAACUGAGAUGUACAGUGCACAGAUUGCUCACGAAGAUGUAAUCCUGAGGAUGCAGGGAAUUCCAGCACACACACCACAGCAUCCCUUUGCACAAAGGAACAAAAAUUUGGAAAUGACAGCAGGCGAGAAACAAUAUUUGCCUUUAUCGAGAACAGAUGCUGUUUUUGAGCUGCAUCUCUGCAUGGCGUGUAUAUUUGUAAAUAAACAGAUGUUCAGAAUGA